Molecule: messenger RNA, 1374 nt
Organism: Exophiala xenobiotica
Lineage: Eukaryota; Fungi; Ascomycota; Eurotiomycetes; Chaetothyriales; Herpotrichiellaceae
Exons: 6
Coding region: 70-1044 (324 amino acids)
Cellular component (GO): cytosol
Molecular function (GO): aldose reductase (NADPH) activity
Source: RefSeq, a predicted model, not a curated record
CUUUUUGAGACUUCAAGUGAUUUAGUAUUUGAAUUCCUUUCUUCACUCAAGACACCAGACAUAGCAAGAAUGGCAGCACCAACCAUUACGCUCAAGCCUUCUGGCCAAAAGAUCGCCCAGGUUGGAUUUGGCCUGUGGAAAGUACCCAAUGACAGCACGGCGGACGUCGUGUACAAGGCGAUUGAGAACGGCUAUCGCCACUUCGACGGGGCUUGCGAUUAUGGGAAUGAGAAAGAAGCCGGUGAAGGUAUUCAAAGAGCGAUCAAGGAUGGUCUCGUCAAGCGAGAGGACAUCUUCGUGACCACCAAGCUGUGGGCGACUUUCCACUCACCAGAGCACGUCAAGCAGAUCGCAAAGAAGCAACUUGCCGACUGGGGUCUUGAGUAUUUCGACCUAUACCUCAUCCACUUCCCACUUCCACUCCAAUAUGUCGACCCAGCUGAGCGGUAUCCGCCUGGCUGGUCCAUUGCGGCGGACAAGUGGGAGACCAAAACCGCUGCCAUUCCACUUGCUUCGACCUGGAAAGCGAUGGAAAGUCUUGUCGAUGAAGGGCUGGUAAAGAACAUCGGUGUCUGCAACUUCCAAGGAGCUUUGCUGCUGGAUCUGACCCGGUCCGCACGAAUCCAACCAAGCAUGCUCCAGAUCGAACACCACCCCUAUCUCGUGCAGCCACAGUUGAUGGAUCUGUGUAAAGACCUGGGUAUUGCCGUUACAGCCUACUCAAGCUUUGGCCCACUCAGCUACCGAGACUUGCAAAGUCCCAAAGCCAUGGGUACUUCGUUGCUUUUUGAGAAUGACGUGGUCACCUCCACGGCCGAGAAGCAUUCGCGGACUCCUGCUCAGAUCCUCCUCAGAUGGGCAGUGCAACGGGGUCUCAUUGUCAUUCCUAAGUCGAAUGAUGCAACGCGCCAGAAGCAGAACCUUGAUCUGUACUCGUUCGAGCUGUCGUCAGAAGAGAUGGAAAGCAUCAGCUCUUUGGACAAAGGACUGAGAUUCAACGAUCCGGGCGAUUACCUGAACCCUCCUCAAAGGAUCUUUGCAUAAACAUUCUCAGCUUCCAGCUGCAGUUGGACCUUGUCUCCCUGAUCAUGGGGAUGGCGCUGUUCAAGGCCAUCCCUAAGCACAGCAACAGCGGCACUCACAAGAAGAAAGCUGGAGAGGCCGCGAGGAGCAGACAAGCGGCAUCAUAGGGCCUUCCAGAAUCAACUUCGAGGAAGCGAUAGAACGUGAGCUGAAGCGCGUCCAGAAACAAGCCCGCUAUGCAGCAGGGCAUAGGGAUGUAUCCGAUGUUACGAAGUAGUUGUGACAAGAUACGCACCGAGUAGCACCGCGCAUCCGAUCGCAUGCAGGAUAGGAUGUAGCUGAAUGACAAAU